Molecule: messenger RNA, 1293 nt
Organism: Diceros bicornis minor
Lineage: Eukaryota; Metazoa; Chordata; Mammalia; Perissodactyla; Rhinocerotidae
Product: intestinal-type alkaline phosphatase-like
Exons: 7
Coding region: 1-1293 (430 amino acids)
Biological process (GO): dephosphorylation
Cellular component (GO): plasma membrane
Molecular function (GO): alkaline phosphatase activity
Source: RefSeq, a predicted model, not a curated record
AUGCCUGCCGAGGCGCUGGAGGAGGGCUGCCAGGACAUCGCCACGCAGCUCAUCUCCAACAUGGACAUUGAUGUGAUUCUGGGUGGAGGCCGCAUGUACAUGUUUCCCAAGGGGACCCCAGACCCUGAGUACCCGGAUGAUGGCAGCCAGAACGGAACCAGGGUGGACGAGAAGAACCUGGUGCAGGAGUGGCUGGACAAGCACGAGGGUGCCCAGUACGUGUGGAACCGCACGGCGCUCCAUCAGGCGUCCCAGGACCCCUCUGUAACACACCUCAUGGGCCUCUUCGAGCCAGCAGACAUGAAAUAUGAGGCCCAACGAGACCUCGCCCUGGACCCGUCCCUGACGGAGAUGACGGAGGCGGCCCUGAGCGUGCUGAGCAGGAACCCCAGUGGCUUCUACCUCUUCGUGGAGGGGGGCCGCAUCGACCACGGUCACCAUGCGGGCGGAGCUUACCUGGCGCUGACUGAGGCCAUCAUGUUUGAUGACGCCAUUGAGAAAGCCAGCCAGCUCACGAGCGAGACGGACACACUGACCCUUGUCACCGCUGACCACUCGCACGUCUUCUCCUUUGGUGGCUACACCCUGCGUGGGAGCCCCAUUUUAGGGCUGGCCCCCAGCAAGGCCUCCGACGGCAAGGCCUACACCUCUAUCCUUUAUGGCAAUGGCCCAGGCUUCGCGCUCAGCGGGGGCUCCCGGCCGGAUGUCAACGAGAGCGAGAGCAUGAGCGCCACGUACAGGCAGCAGGCAGCUGUGCCCCUGUCGUCGGAGACCCACGGCGGCGAGGACGUGGCGGUGUUCGCGCGCGGCCCGCAGGCGCACCUGGUGCACGGCGUGCAGGAGCAGACCUUCGUGGCGCACGUCAUGGCCUUCGCCGCCUGCCUGGAGCCCUACACGGCCUGCGACCUGUCGCCCCCCGCCACCCCCACCGAAAGCGCGAAUCCAGGCUCACCCAGAGCGCGAAUCGCGGGCCACCGAGGCCGGGCAUGGUGCCGGCGCUGCCGCUGCUGGUGUCCGCCACCCACUGACCGUCCCCCCCACCCUGUCGCUGGGACUCUUGAUCCCCCAGCCCGCGCCCCCGAGCCUCCAGCCCCAGGACCCGCCCAGAGCUUCCACCCCGGAGCCCCACCGCCUGACCUUACCCUGCUGACAAGAAACCCGCCUCAACCGGCGCAGCCCUGGAGGCUGAGGCGGCGGCUUUCUUCCGGUGGCCGGGGUCCUCCCUGCUGUCCUCCACUCCCUGGCCCCAACCUCGGCGGCCAGGAAAAGCUUACGUUGCUCUUUGGGAUCUGA